AUGGAAAAAGUUAAAGUGAGAGUCCAGGUGGAGUUGAGAGCUGUCGUGGAUGUGGAUAAAAACGGGCAAUUCGUGUCUACAGACACAAUCAUCAAACAGCAAUGGAAUAACACUUUCUUCAUGUGGACACCAAGUAUUUAUGGAGGCGUGGAGAAACUUCUCGUCAGUCCCAACGAGAUGUGGGCACCUGACAUUGUAUUACACAACAAUGCAGAUGAUAAUGUCGCCCAAGCGGGAUACACAGAGAAAUUCAAGACAUGGAUAGUUAUUUACCACAAUGGCAUUAGUGACUGGAUUUCCCCGGUGUCCUUCAAGAGCACUUGUAGCCUCGAUGUCACGUAUUUUCCGUACGACCAACAUCGCUGUGACAUGAUUUUUGGGUCGCUAACAUCAGACAAGACACUUCUGGAUAUAGAAACAGAUGAAGUCCAUUUAGAGACGAGGAAAGGCCGAGAGAGUGACGAGGACGGACAAUUUGAAGAGAUUGAAAAGAGUGCCUCCUGGUCAAUUCAGAGGAUAGAAGUAAGAAGGAAAGAACAUUAUCGCAAAGGUUUUCCUCACCCCUUCACCGCCAUACACCUGAGCUUCAUUAUCCGCCGGAAACCACUGCACUUCGUUGUUUUUUCCAUGGUGCCUUGCAUGCUGAUCGGAGCGCUGAUUUUUGUCAGCUUCUUUAUUCCUGUAGAGAGUGGGGAGCGAAUUGGUUUCAGUUGUACAAUCCUUCUCUCUGUGAGCGUCUACCUUCUGAUCGUGACAGAGGCCCUCCCCGAACAGUCCGACUCUCUGCCACUAAUUGGUGUAUACUACAUCAUAAUCAUGAUAGAAAUAGCGUUGGCGCUGACCGCCACUAUUGUGGUACUCAAGGCACAUCACGCUACUACCCAGCCACCUGGCUGUCUCAAGGGUAUGUUGUUUAUCAAUAAUAUCUACAGAUGUUGUCGGAAGCCCAAGAGAAGGAAGCGAACCUCAAAGGUUGAGCCCCCGGUGCAAGUGGUCGUGCUGGACUACAGCAGUGAUCACAAGGAGAAACACGAAGACAGUGAGGAAAGAUACCGCAAGAAAAGCUCAAUAAGUCUGAGCCAGCUCUCAGUGGACAGCGGUUCUCAGCUGUUUACUCGCCCCAACACCACUGACGGUAAGGAGGAAGAAGAAGACUGGAGCGAGACCUGGCGUCAGAUUGGGAAGGCUCUAGACAGACUUUUUUUCUGGACUUUUACCAUAACGUUUUUAAUUUCGACAGUUGUCGUUUUUACAUACGGACCAUCAUUAGCCAAGCCAUUGAAUGAUGAAAUGGAUAAGUUGUACGGUGCUCAAAGAGGAGUUUAA
This is a messenger RNA of Pocillopora damicornis (cauliflower coral), 1326 nucleotides long. RefSeq names its product neuronal acetylcholine receptor subunit beta-3-like. Gene Ontology annotation, cellular component: membrane. The record is from RefSeq and is a predicted model, not a curated record. Gene Ontology annotation, biological process: monoatomic ion transmembrane transport. Gene Ontology annotation, molecular function: extracellular ligand-gated monoatomic ion channel activity; transmembrane signaling receptor activity. NCBI's taxonomy places the organism in Eukaryota, Metazoa, Cnidaria, Anthozoa, Scleractinia, Pocilloporidae.